Molecule: messenger RNA, 1401 nt
Organism: Pseudomassariella vexata
Lineage: Eukaryota; Fungi; Ascomycota; Sordariomycetes; Amphisphaeriales; Pseudomassariaceae
Product: cytosolic Fe-S cluster assembly factor CFD1
Exons: 2
Coding region: 421-1338 (305 amino acids)
Biological process (GO): iron-sulfur cluster assembly
Cellular component (GO): cytosol
Molecular function (GO): ATP-dependent FeS chaperone activity; 4 iron, 4 sulfur cluster binding; ATP binding
Source: RefSeq, a predicted model, not a curated record
GUCUUUGCCGCAAAUGCUCCCGCGAAUCAGAGCAGUUCAUCUUGGCGUCAUUGGACAAAGGUAGGGCCCCCUAGCUCCAAAGCUGCGACGGAACCACCGACCAACAUCGACCCUCCGGCUGGACAUCGAAAGUCAGUGCUGAUUUGACUUUGACAUGCUCUAAAUACAAGUGGCUCUAGUGGCUCGGCCUCUUACAUAAUUCACGAUUGGUCGCAGUUCUCCGUGGACCGAGGGCGACCGAUUUCAAAGUUCCCGCGCUGCUGAUAAAUGCGACGCCGAUACAGGCCGAUGGUGCGUCUUCGAGGACAAGAAAAAGUCAUUCUAGCCUUCUGAGCGCAAAGAUGCCACAUCUACAACCACCCUGGUCGCAAACUGGUUUCUGGCUUGGUACUCCGAAGAAAGCAACCUUACGUAUUAGCUAUGUCGCUUUCAAAAAUCAAACACAUCGUCCUGGUACUGUCAGGUAAGGGUGGCGUGGGAAAAUCUUCGGUCACGACCCAGUUUGCGCUCUCACUGUCGCUUGCCGGACACUCGGUCGGAGUGCUGGAUGUCGAUCUUACGGGCCCUUCCAUGCCGCGCAUGUUCAAUAUCGAAGACGCAAAAGUCACCCAAGCACCAGGAGGUUGGUUGCCAGUGACAGUACACAGCGCGAACCCUGAAGCCGGAGUUGGAGAACUACGAUGCAUGAGUCUCGGUUUCCUCUUACAUGCUCGAGGCGAUGCCGUCGUCUGGCGAGGCCCCAAGAAGACAGCGAUGGUCCGACAGUUCCUCUCAGAUGUGCUAUGGGGAGAGAUGGAUUACCUCUUGAUCGACACUCCUCCUGGAACGUCCGAUGAACAUAUAUCACUGGCGGAAACCCUACUUAAGGACGCCUGGCCGGGGCAAGUAGCGGGUGCCGUGGUGGUUACAACACCCCAGGCAGUCGCAACAGCAGAUGUCAAGAAGGAACUCAACUUCUGCACCAAAACGGGCAUCCCUGUGAUCGGUGUGAUUGAAAACAUGGCUGGGUUUGUCUGUCCGAACUGCGCCGAAUGCACCAACAUCUUCAGUAAAGGAGGAGGUCAGGUUAUGGCGCAAGAAUUCAAUGUACGCUUUCUGGGCGCCGUACCUAUCGAUCCCCAGUUCGUCAUGUUGAUUGAAACGGGAAACCGGCCGGUCUACCCUCAAGGCACCAUUAUCAACGGCCAGGAUUUGUCAGGCAGUGUGGACAACACCACGGCAGAACCCAACGGACAAGUGACCAAGGAUGCUUCUUUGCUUGCAUACAAAUAUCGGAAUUGCUCGCUUGAGCCCGUCUUCCGGACGAUUACACAAGACAUUGUUGCUGCGAUCGGUUGAGAAAAUGGGCACCCUAUCCGGCUAAGUAGAACGACUGCGUUCGCUACGUAAAACAGAUGUAGG